Molecule: messenger RNA, 4108 nt
Organism: Ruditapes philippinarum (Manila clam)
Lineage: Eukaryota; Metazoa; Mollusca; Bivalvia; Venerida; Veneridae
Exons: 11
Coding region: 849-2648 (599 amino acids)
Source: RefSeq, a predicted model, not a curated record
ACUAUUUAUUUACAUAUUGAGAUCGUGAUUGAGUUGAUUUUCCAUGUCACUUUGUAGUCACAGCUAAAGCAUAAUCAUCUGCAAAAAGUCACGUUAUACUUAAUAGGGAAUUACAGGGAAAUUUGCAAUAUCAUUAACGUAAAUUAAAAACAAAAGGGAACGAAAUAUUUAAAAAGGAACAACAACAAGAGCACACACAAUAAACAAAAGAAACAAGAAAUAAAAAAUACAGUCGAGCGUUGUCUGCAUCCGGUGGUGGCUCUUUUUAUCUGUUCCUUCUAGAUUUUAUUUAUUUUUGAUUGAGGCUCAUCUGAUCUUUUUAUGUCGAUUCAUUGUGGGUAAUAUGAAUAAGUCUGCUUUUAUCAGUGUAGGUUCUUAAACAAGUGCAACUAAUUGGAAUUUCUUAAUUUCUUAAUUCUGUAAUGAAAACCCGAAUAGGUUCUACGAUUAAUAAUCGUCUUAUCUUUUUACCUGUGUCAAUGGCUGAUUGGUUAAGGUCGACCGUAGUUGACUUUAAACCACUUGCCGGCCAAUAUCGACAGGGAUAUUGGAAUCUUUAAUAUGAGGAAGAAAGUAAGCUUACGGCCAUUGGUAGUACAACUCAGGCGCCAGGUCGUGUCCAUGUGACAACGACUGUAUUUCUGCGACGUAAAAUCAAACUUAUAAAAAAAACACUUCUUAGUUAGUUACUUAAGCCAGAGCCAACAUGUUAUUUAAUUAAACACCUGGAAUCAAAUACCUAAAAAUAUUUUCCAGAAACAGGACAUUGUGGACUAGUGUACCUCAGAUCUGAGAAGUUAAUUAAGAAUGGGACCGUAGAAAUAGAAUAUUACCCGUCAAGUUAUGUGAUGGAAAAUAGCGGUAGUUUCGAACGAAGCUGGGUACACACUGUCGACAAAAAAAUAGAAACGUUGAUAUUGGCUGAUGGCAGUUUCGAAGAGACAGUGGGGCAAAAUAACAAAUAUGUGUUGACAAUAUAUAUGUUAAGUGUUUCUAUGAAUGGAAGAUACAGUGUUUAUUGUGGUGAGAGGUUAUUAUACACAAACGAUAUACUGAUUAAAUUACCAGAACCACCAAAUACACCUGUCAUAAUUGGAUUACAAAACAUAGAAAAUUGCAGGAACUGUAUUGUUGGUGAGGAUAAUGAGAUGUUUAAACUUGCCUGUGAGAUACACGGUGGUACCCCUCCUCUAACCAUUACCAUGACAAUAGGAAAGGAAUCAUAUAUACCUCUAGAAUGGAAUUCAACAACCUAUAUAGUACAUUUUACGGUUAGAGACAACCAUCACAUGGAAAAUGUGAUAAUUUCGGUCAUGAACGAUGCAUUGUUGUCACCUUUAAAUGUUACUGCUCAGAUGUUUGUUAUAAAACCACCAACGUUUCAAGUUUCGGUCCCGGAAAUUCUGAGAGAUGGAGAAGCAGUUAACAUCACAUGCACGAUUGAUGAUGGAAGACCUAAUCCGAAUGUGUAUCUUAGCAUUUCCGGUUCAGCAGUAUCGUCUGUAGACUCACAUUUCUAUAAUUCGACAACAUCUUUACAUACCAACAUCAUCACUUUGACCACAUUUAAGAAAGAAUGGAACAAGGAAAACAUCACGUGCUGUCGAUAUAACGAAUGGUACAAAAUUGUGCGGGACUGUCCACCGCCAAAACAAGUUAAUUAUCAAUUUCCUCCCACAUAUGUGAUGUUAGAAGUCAAGGUUGAUGAACACCGGCUGAGCCGAAUGUAUGCUACUUGCACUGUGUAUGACUCGAAUCCAGCAUGUAGCGUUCAGUUUAGUGCACCAAGCGGUAUCAUCGGAUCAGAAAAGUCUUCAGAGAACGUACGUCUACCUCAUGGUGCAUGGAAUUCUGUGUAUGAAGUAAACUUGAAUGUCAGUGAAGAAGACAAUGGUAAAGAUGUAACGUGUAUAGUUGAGUGUGACGAGUUUCCUGUUGACCUUACAGACACUGUCAAAAUACUUCUGCCUUUCCCUCCAGUUAUAAGGUUUAAUAUAUCUGGAUCGACAUUGAAUAUUUCUGAAGGAGAUCGGGCACAUGUAAAAUGUGAAGCUGAAAGCGUUCCUGCCUCCAAUAUAUCAUGGACUGAAGAGUUGAGUAAUGAACACAUAACGAAGAAGCAAUGUGACUUGUCACCAAACUGCGUGUUAAAUAUUAAUACUGAUGAAGUUUCAAAUAGACGUUUUAUGUGCCAUGUUCACUAUAAGACAAAAGUUGAUCACAAAUAUUUGACUGUACAAAUAAUAGCAAACCCAGAUGGUAGAGAGGCAGGCGAUUAUAUGAGUAAAACAGGCACAAACGAAACGUGUGUAAGUUUAGGAGCUGUAGUUGGGUCCGUUAUUGGUGUAUUAGCUGUUGGAAUUCUUAUUGGUGUUAUUUGUACCUUGUGCAUUCUUACUAGAAAAGGAAUUAUAGCAGGCUCGAAAACUCAGCCGACAGUUUCUCGUGACAUAGAAUUAACUGGGCCACCAACUGCUCUGGAUACCUAUGAGCAACUUCAAAACAGAGCAGAUACUGAAAUCAGGGGAACUUAUGAUUCUCUUGAAGUCAACUCCAGAGUACAACAAAACAGUCAAUCUCAGUAUGAGAGUCUGAAUCAGGAUGCUGAGCAAUAUCACACAUAUACAGAUCUAAAACAAAGCCAAUAAAUCUUGAGAAUAUACUUGAGAGACUGUCUUGAACGUUCUGGUCUAUUCGGGAAACAUUAUAGCAGGAUUGUUUGUAAUAUUUGUACUAUUGUUAUUUUAAUGGAAGAUAUCGUUACACAAAUAAUAUCACUGACUUUUCUUAUAGAUUAAAAAGUGUUAUGCCAUGUAUUAUGUUGUAUAAAUAAAGGGGUCGUUUGAAAAAAAAAAUAGAAAAAUGCUGUUUUAAGGACUGGUGAUUUUUGGCAGUUAUGUUGCUACUUGAAAUAUCAACAUUAUUCGUAAAAAAGACUUUUUAAUUAAAUGUUUAUACAUGUGUGCUUCACAUGUGUAAAGCUAAAAUAUGUGUAAUAUCAAAAGUAAAUUGAUUGACAAAUGUUAAUUUCACAUAGAUGAUAUCAAAUCAAGCUUAUAUUAUGUUUGUUAAUUUUGUUUAAGCGGGUGCGUUUUGUUAUUCUAGUGAUAUUUUGUAAUAAUUAUUAUCUUAUAUUUUCUGUAAAUAAGACAUGAAACAUUUGUAUUCACGUAUUACCUGUAUAUAUAUCACAAUGACUAUAUGGUGGUUUGUUCACCUUUUACGACAACCCUUGUAUCCAUCCGUAUGAAACUUCUAUAAAAAAAAUUCUGGUAAGAUAUGAAUUUCCCUGUGCUUAAAUUAUCAUGUGAAUAAGGACAGAAAACUCAUCAAAUAUCAUUUUUGUUAUACGUUCAAUAUUGUUUUAUAAUGUAUUGAUUCUUUGUAAUAUUUAUAUAUAUAUCUUUACAUGUUAGUUUCUUUGAACAAGUGCUGCGGGUAACCGGUAUUGUUCGAAUUAAAUCUAGUUUGAAUGCCAUAUAUUGAGUUAUAACUCAUCCUUAUAAUUCUAAUUAAGUACGUAAGAAGAAUUCCAACAACAAGCAAAAUUUAAUAUUGCAUUGCUUUGCUCGAUUUCAAUCAUAGUUGAAACAUAUGUAGUGAACCAGGAUGAGAACAUUAAAGGGAUUCAUAAUCUACAAGUUUAUUUUCAGGUUUCUGGCUCUUAAGAAAUUUAGAAUGAACCGUUUGUAAUGUUUUUGCCCAAAAUUAUUUUUCAAAGGAUAUAGAAAAGCGAUUUCUGUUCCGAAAAAUAUCAUUAUUAUAGCAGAACAGAACAGAAACUUUAUUUCUUGGUUUAUGCAUAAAAAGCUCAUCACCAUAUUACAUAUACAAAUACAACAUAUAAUACAUAAAUGACACAUGACAUGAACAUAAUAAUAUUUCAUUGCAAAAUAAUGGUUUAUGUAAUGUGAGAAUGUUUAAUGAGAUAAGAAAUUACUUAAAAAGCAUAUGAAUAUAUGUAUAUAAUACACAAGAAUUUGUCUAUCUUUACCAAACAUUAUCAAUUUAAGCUGCAAAACAUUUUCUUUUAUGUUUGAGAAAUUCGGUAAUGCGUAUCAAUAGAAUCCACAAAAAAGCAAAUUCGCAGUUUUAAUUGUGACAAAUG